AUGGCCUCGACUACAUCACAGACGUCGGAAAAGUCCGACAAACUCCAAGAUGAACGCCAUGAAAAUACCCUGGUCUUACGCAACGACGCCCUUUACAACUCUACAGCAGCAUACCAUGAGCAGCACAUCGUGCAAGAGAAGUCUGCUAAUCGCAAGGGUGGCAUGUUGGGUAAAUUCCAAAGACUCGGCAACCUCCCAGAGUGGGACGUACCCAGACAUGGCCAGCUGCGCGGCAAGGCUCUCAAUAACACCAUUGCAUGGGCCUCUUGCCUGGCAUUUUUGAUGUUUGGCUAUGAUCAAGGGGUCAUGUCGAGCCUUCUUACACUCGAUGACUUUCAGCGACACUUUCCGCUCAUGACGCCCCUGUCUCGUGCAAACGGCAUUUGCUGGCUUGACGCGCCAGACAACACCAUCAGAAACGAACAGAUGUGCACGGGUGAUGCAAACACCCAAGCUGCGGCUGUCGCUGUGUACCAAAUCGGUUGCUUUCUUGGCGCAGUACUUAUCCUCUUCUACGGAGAAGUCUGGGGUCGCAAGUCCUCCACAUUCUGGGGCAGUUUCAUCAUGAUCGUUGGUACAAUCUUCCAGGUUGCAGCAGGUGGUUCCAAUGGAGGAGAUAUCGGCGCUUAUGCAAUCUUGGUUGUCGGCCGAGUUGUGGGUGGUAUUGGAAACGGCAUGGUGACCUCCACUAUUCCGACGUGGCAAUCCGAAUGCGCAAAUCCAGAAAAGCGUGGGAGACUCAUCAUAACCUCAGGUGCUAUCAUCGUGGCUGGAGUCAUGAUCUCGUACUGGGUCGGCUAUGGCUUCUACUUCCUUCCUGCAGGUAUGAGCUACAGCUCGGUUCGCUGGAGGUUUCCGGUCGCGUUCCAAUCGUUCUUCACUGUCGUCGUGAUGUACAUGCUCCUGUACCUUCCAGAUAGCCCACGCUGGCUACUCAUGCGCGGCCGCGAGGAAGAAGCCAAAGGCCUCCUCGCACGCUUGGCCGAUGCCGACGUCGACUCUGAAGUUGUCAACAUCGAGCUCACUAACAUCAAAGAAGCCCUCGCAGCCCAAAGCUCCCUUGGAACUUUCAAGAUGCGCGAACUUCUUACCAACGGUCCAUCACAGAAUCUGCGCCGCACACUCUUGGGUAUCGCAGCGCAAUUCUUCCAGCAAAUCUGCGGUAUCAACCUCAUUACGUACUACGCCACCUUCGUCUUCGAGAACUCACUCGGCUUCGGCCCGGACAUGUCGCGCCUCCUCGCCGCCUGCAACGGCACUGAAUACUUCUUGGCAGGCCUGAUCGCCAUCCCAUUGAUCGAACGUAUCGGGCGACGCAAGCUAAUGCUCUUCGGCGCUUUUGGGCAGAUGAGCAGCAUGAUCAUCCUUGCUGGUUCAUCCUCUACCGCCGCGGUCGACGAGCUUGGUGCUCCGAGACUGAAUACGCUCUACGGCGUACUCGCCACAGUGUUCUUGUUCGGUUUCAACACCUUCUUCGCCAUCGGAUGGCUGGGCAUGACAUGGCUGUAUCCUGCCGAGAUUACAAACCUGAGGAUCAGGAUCCAAGCCAACGCCUUGUCUACUUGCAGUAACUGGUUGAGCAACUUCCUCAUCGUUAUGAUCACGCCGCCUGCCUUUGAAAACUUGCAGUACAAUACGUACACGAUGUUUGCAGUCUUCAAUGCCGCGCUGAUCCCAGUAGUUUACUUUUUCUUCCCAGAGCCGAAAGGACGGAGCCUGGAGGAGUUGGACGUCAUCUUCGCUGCGGCGAAUGCCGAGGGCAUCAGUCCGGUCAAGAUGGCGAACAAGAUGCCGAAACUUGAAGGGAGGGAAUUGGACAUCGAAAUUGCUAGAUACUGGGGAGGAGAUGUGGAGGGUACAAGGAGGAGGAGCAUCGCGAGCACGCAAGAGCGUGAGCGUAGGAGGAGCUCUGUUGGCGUGCAAUCGUAA
Molecule: messenger RNA, 1929 nt
Organism: Ascochyta rabiei
Lineage: Eukaryota; Fungi; Ascomycota; Dothideomycetes; Pleosporales; Didymellaceae
Exons: 4
Coding region: 1-1929 (642 amino acids)
Biological process (GO): transmembrane transport; carbohydrate transport
Cellular component (GO): membrane
Molecular function (GO): carbohydrate:proton symporter activity
Source: RefSeq, a predicted model, not a curated record